CCUAGUAGUACUACCUAGUACCUACCUAACCUAGUAGUAGUACCCAGUACCUAGUACAUAGUAGGUACUAGUUACAGCCCUGAGGCGUUCAAUUCGGCGUUGUUGAUUGUUGCCGCCUUUGACCUUUGACCUUCAUUGAUCUUUAAUUCAUCAACCACCUCUUGCCAAACAAGGGAAAUUCUAUUGAUUAAGCAACAACAACCAUUUAACCAACCCUUUCCAAUCACACACGACUUCCAUUUCCUACACGAAUGUUGUGAUAGUUUAAACUAUGGCUUACGAUCCACGUGGGGAUCAUGGCGCGCCAGGUGGAGGGUAUGAGUCUGGCGGCUUUGCCAGGGCCAGAGGUCGACGUGAGUAUUUUACUAUUCUACUAUUCUACUAUCUUGCUAUUCAUUCAUGGAUUUUAUACACAUCAUAUAUCUACAAGCCGUUAUUGGUUUCGUGGAAGAAUUAUGAUGCUAUAGGAAGAUAUUUUCCAUCUUCUAGUCUCUACCAUGAGUAUGAUAUAUAUAUGCUGCCUCAUUCUCAUUCUCAUUUUUAUUAUCCUUAAUACACCAAUAACUUGUCAUUUAUUAAUGCUGGAAUAUAGGCCCGGUUACUGACUAUGGUUCUACCCUCGCGCACUGGAUGCGCAAUCGUAAACCCCGAUUCAAGGGGGGCUUCCAGGGUGAGGCUGAACGCCCAAGUGCGAGUUACAUCGUUGAUAUGCUACCACCACUGGCAAGAGUCACCAACUCUGCUGACACUAUUCCCACCAAACACCUUCAUUCGUCUCUGAACAAGAUCAAGCAUCCGGUCAACGUUGUGCGCUGGACUCCAGAAGGUCGUCGCUUGUUAACGGCGUCAAGCAGUGGUGAAUUUACACUCUGGAAUGGUACUGGAUUCAACUUCGAGACAAUAAUGCAAGCUCAUGAUGUCGCCAUCCGUGCCUUGGCCUAUUCCCACAGCGACGACUGGUUGAUAUCAGCCGACCAUGAUGGCAUAAUCAAAUAUUGGCAGCCAAACUUCAACAAUGUUCAGGUGAUACAGGGCCAUAAUGACCCUAUCAGAGACUUGGCUUUCAGCCCUAACGACUCUAAAUUCGUUACCGCAUCUGACGAUUCAUCCCUCAAGAUUUUCGACUUUGCUGGAGGUAUUGCCGAAUCGACUCUGCAGGGUCAUGGCUGGGACGCAAAAAGCUGCGACUGGCACCCUACCAAGGGAUUAAUCGUUUCGGGAUCUAAGGACCACCUUGUCAAGCUUUGGGAUCCUCGGACUCAAAGAUGUUUAACCACACUUCACGGCCACAAGAACACCAUUACCAAAACAGUAUUCGAGCGUGUAAUGGGUUGGUGCCUGGCAACAUCAGCACGAGAUCAGACGGCAAGAAUAUUCGAUAUACGAAUGAUGCGAGAUAUCUGUCUUCUGAGAGGGCAUGAGAAGGAUAUCUCUACCGUGGCCUGGCAUCCUAUCCACUCGAAUCUACUAAGCACUGGUGGUAGCGAAGGAUCCUUGUUUCAUUAUCUAUUAGAUGAACCUAACACGCCAGCUGGCCAAGCCAUUAGCACGGCGGUCUACGAAAGUCCAGACCCAGUAACAGCACCCGCGCAAUCUAUAUACCCAACACACAAACUGCCCUAUGCCCAUGACUUUGCCAUCUGGUCUUUGGACUGGCACCCCUUGGGCCACAUCUUAGCAUCGGGCUCGAACGACCGCAUCACAAGAUUCUGGUCUCGGGGCCGGCCUGGCGAGACGGAUAUCUUUCGGGAUAGAUACCACAUUGGCGAAGCAGCUGCAGAAGCGCAGGGCACCUGGGACCGACGUGGUGGCCGUCGUCAACGGCAAGAAGAAGAAGAACAAGAACUUGAAGAUGAAAUGGAAGGCCUGGUCGAUCAGAAAAUGCCACUCAGACAGCCCGGACUCACCUUCCCCGGACUUCCAGGACUUUCUUUGCCCGCUAACGGCGUCCCUCCCCCACCUCCCAUCCCAGGUGUUACUGCUCCUCCAACGCUCAAUGCCGCGCCACCCCCUCUGCCGUUCCCGAUUCCUGGUGCUCCGCCGCCACUGCCCGGUGGCCUAGAUCCUAGUAACCCAGCCGACUUAGCCAAGAUAGCGGAGAUGAUGCAGAAAGCCGGUCUACCUCCUCCACCUCCUCCGGGCAUGAUGCCGCCUGGAUUUGCUCCGCCCCCCAAUUUUACCAUGCCACUAGGAUUUCCGCCACCCCCGCCCCCCGUCCUCCCCCCUGGAGGCGCGGAUAUGCAGGACGGCAGCAACGGUCGAAGAAGAGCACCUCUUCCGAGUCAAGAAGAGAGUUUGCGAAUGGAACAGAAGAAGGGGAAUUACACUCGAGUGCGUUAAGUCCCCUCAGACUCUACUGCUUCUCAACUCCAUCUGCAUCCGACCACGCCGUCCUCUUGCGGUCAAAAUCCUAGCCUAGAGGGACCAGAUAGUCCCGGACAAGCGAGAACAGGGGCUUUUCCAGUCGAGCGAGUUUACCGCGGUCGCCGCUAGUACCCAGGCUCCGAAUUGUCCACUCGAUCGCGUGGAAGGGGAAGACAUUGAUCAAAGUAUCCGAAGACUAAGCCGAGAAGGCGGGAUCUGGUAUGCAAAAGCGAUUCCCUAUUUAGGUCAGGGAACAAUAUGGGCGUAGUACCUAGUGUGCAUACACUAGCAGCCUCGUCAUGGGAAUGAUGAGUUUUGGUGCGGAUGAUGCUCCUUAGCAAAGAGGGCAGAUACCCCAAAGGCGUUUAAGGCGUUCUCCUGGGACAAAAGUUACCUAGGUAGUUGAUAGCUAUGUGCCUAUCUAGGCAGAUAGAUAGAUAGAUAGGUGUGGGCAUGAGUUUUCUAAGAUACGAACGGACGAACGGAUGCUACUUCUAUGUAGUUGUGUUUGCAAUAUAUGUUUCCAGACAACGCUUGAACUUGCACUGAUUUACUUUGAUAUCCAUCUUCUUGGUACUCAUACGUGGCAUCUGCCUUAGU
Molecule: messenger RNA, 2964 nt
Organism: Hypoxylon fragiforme
Lineage: Eukaryota; Fungi; Ascomycota; Sordariomycetes; Xylariales; Hypoxylaceae
Product: WD40-repeat-containing domain protein
Exons: 2
Coding region: 631-2340 (569 amino acids)
Cellular component (GO): mRNA cleavage and polyadenylation specificity factor complex
Molecular function (GO): protein binding
Source: RefSeq, a predicted model, not a curated record